CCAACCAGCGCCAGUGCGCCACUACGACGCGGAAACUCGAAGAGUCAGGAUGCCUACUACACGGAGCAGCGCUGUCAGCGGGAGAAGAAAAGCUCCCGAAAUCAAAGAUGUCCCCGUGGCCAAGAAAGCUAAGAGAGGACCCAAACCAAAGAAGCCAGAACCUGAAGAACCUGUAGCUGAGACUGAGCCAGUAGCAGUUGACGAAAAGGAAAAUGAGCCAGCAGCUGCAAACAAAGCAGAAGUGGAAGUGGCAGAGGAGAAUGGUGAAGCCAAUGGUGAUGCUAAUGGAGAUGCUGCAGGAGAAGAGGAAGAAGCAGAGAAAGAGGAAGAACCAGCAGAGGUAGAGGAAGCUGCUGCUGAGGAAGAACCAGCAAAGGAAGAGGAGGCUGCAGAAGAACCAGCUAAGGAAGAGGAAGCUGCCCCUGCAGAACCUGAGGCAGCAAAGGAAGAGGAACCAGCAGCAGAAGAAGCUGCUGCUGAAAAUGGAGCUGCAGCAGAGGAAGAAGUAAAAGAAGAACCAAAACCAGCAGCCAGAGGACGUCCGCGUAAAGGCAGAGGGAGGAAGUAAACUGUGAGAAUGUCAUUCAGGAUUGGUGUUGGAGAGGAAUAAACCAAUUGGGUUAAAGUCAGUCCUGGAUUUGCUCCCCAGGUGAAGGGGGUUGAUGCGUGAGUGACAUAGUAAGAUCCAGCCUCACCUGAACCAAAAGUGGAAUAGAGUGUACCUUUUGUGAAGUGAAUUGGUGUUCAAACCCAUUGCUGAGUCUUACCAAAUUAUAGGUUUUAAGUUUGUGUGAACGUCUCCUUAGGUUUAAGUUGGAUGAGUAGCGCCUCCCUGAAGUGUAUAUUUUUUCUGUAUAUGUGUUUAUACAUUAAGUUUUUGAUUUUUCUUUUUAUACAUUUUAUGCAUUGAUGCUUUGAAAAAUUGGUUCAUCUCUGUUGAGUGUUCUGCCUUGUGUCUUCAGCAGUGGGUUUCCAUCAAAAGUCAAAGUCAUUGUAGCUAUCUUUAAAAGCCUUCAGGUUAUUAACUAUGAAAAAGAUCUCAUAAUGCCUUGCUGAUGAAAGAUCUCAAUACACUACGAGAAAACUUCAAAGUAAUUACAGUACCUACAAUAUUGUAGCUUAAAUGACUUUGAGCUAUAAAACCAAGUCCACUUCAGUACCUACCUGUAAUUAAAAGUAAAAAAAAAAAUAUGUACAAAGUUCGUCGUUUUGGAGAUAUGGAAUGGGUGGUAGUUCUUUGUGGCACGAUCAUUUAGCGGAUAGAAGUGGAUUAAAGAAUUAUUCCGUUAAGUCGACGACAAAGCCUGAGGUACUACUACUUUGUAUCUCCUCUUACGAGGAACACUUAAUAUUUCUAGCUUUGCCACCAUUUUUGGAGGAUUUUGAAUUUCAGAUUUAUUGAAUUUGUUUUCUGCUUGAUAUAUGUUUGGAUCAUUUAAUCAAAAUUUAUUAUUGAGCUAAAGUCUUGAAAGUAAUGAUAAUUCCCUUAGAUGGUGCUAAUUUUUGUUCUAUUGAGUUUUUAAUGCACUAGAACCAGCUUUCAAAGCAUUUUUCAGAGUAUUUUAUUAUUCCGACAUACUAGACAUUGUAAUUUUUAGGAAAAAUAAAAUAUUUAAAGUAAUUUUAUUUUUAUUGUUGAAUACCUUAUGUUCAUUUUGAUAAGGAGGCACUUUACUUUCAUAUUAAAGAAGCCACUCCAAACAUAUCCACUAUUUAUUUGCCUGUACUUUUGAAUCCAAAAAUGUGGCAUUGUAGAGCACUUGAUUAGUGGUUAACCCUUUGCAAAAUUCAUAGGAAGAUUAGUUUAUUACUGUAGUCAGAAUGUUUAUACUAUAGCUCAUGUGUGAAAGUGGAUGUGUAUGUCGUGACCAUGAGGUUGAAAAUGCAGAUUGAGUGUUUGAUAAGACUGGUAACUCUAACAAUUCAGUUAUCCCAGUCCUUUCCUCUUUGGAAGGAGCUGAAAGUGGUUUCAUGGUACUUGAAUAUAUGACUAGAUGGUUGAGAGGUGUGAUUGGCUUGUGUAAUAGUAGUCAAAGUGUGUUUUAGAACAGGAUAAGAUUUCAUAUGAAAAACACUAUUGUAUUUUUUUCAAUUAAGUGCACGGCCUUCCUUAUUGAGGAGAAGCCUGUAGCUUUUAAGAAUAAGAAUCGUGUCUGUUUCAAUCUACAAUAAAAUCUUUGUUCA
Molecule: messenger RNA, 2184 nt
Organism: Macrobrachium nipponense
Lineage: Eukaryota; Metazoa; Arthropoda; Malacostraca; Decapoda; Palaemonidae
Product: cytochrome c1-like
Exons: 6
Coding region: 50-568 (172 amino acids)
Source: RefSeq, a predicted model, not a curated record